AUGGGAGCUAUAGCUGAGUUUCCCAGAAAGAACUUCAAAACAGAGAAGUUUCCAUUUAGCCAAACUUAUUUUAAACUUGAAUCGACAACAAAAGAUACCAACCCAAAAAAAUGUCUGAUUGGUGGGGGUAUUUCUUCAGCCUUAAACCAAAGUCUUCCUACAGAAGGGAUUUUCAAAAAAUUAUUUGAGCAGCAAAGAGAAAUAGAAGCAAAUGACAUUGACAACUUGAAGAUGCUGCAGGUGGCUGAGAAUGUUGUCAAGGACAUUUUUAUAAGGGUAAAAGAUCUGGAUCAUUCUGUUUGCAUUUUAAAGAAGGCUCCAAUUGAGCUUAGUGAGAGAUUGUUCUGUAGUAAAUUUAAAAGAACCGAAUCUCCAGGGACUUUUCAUAAAGAUUUCCAGAAAGAAAUUGGAUUAGUUGCUAGAGAGAUUGUAGCAACUGUGUUUGAUAACUUCCACAGGUGUUUGGUGUCCUGCAUAUCCACUGCAUCCGUUUCAACUAGCAAAGUUUCCAAAUCAGAAAAAAAUAGAGUCACGCAAUCUGAAUUACCUGUUUAUGACCCACACUUUUCUUUGGCUUCUAUAGAUAAAAUAGCCAAAGAGAUGGUUGAAAGUGUUGUAUUCACACUGGAGUCAUUUGUAGCCUUUCAAUUUAAACAUGACUUUAAAUGUAAAUUUUCUGAAAUAAUGAGACUCCAUGUUGAAAAUAGGUCUGGUGCACAACAGAAACCAUUCCUAAGGCCUCUCUCAACUCAAGUUAGCACGUUGGCUACUAAAAUUAUUCACUCCAGUUUAUGUGACAUUUUGAAAGAAUGUGGUUCUGAAGCCUCAGAUUAUACAGACAUUAAAAGUGAUCACAGUGCUUCAGUAGAAACAUUAGCUACUUCAAUAAGGAGAGAAGUUAUUGAUUACCAAUUUCAGAGACCAUUGGCAAAAGCGUCAUCAUCUACUAUAUUUAAGCCUCUAGAAUCUGGGUUAAUUGCUGAAGAGGUUUUACAGAAGGCUAACAAACUCAGCACACAAUGCCAAACUUCCACCACACAUACUAUUAGGGUACCACAUGGAUUUUUAGAAGAUAUAAUUACCAAACUGUUAUCUAAAAUUCUCCCUGAACACUCCAACACGUCUUCCUCUGCAGAAAAGGAAAAUCAAAUUGCAGAAUUUGACUUUAUUCACAUGAAGCUAGUUAGUAAGGUUAUGACAGAAAUCUCUAAAGAUCAGAAUUUGAUUAUUCAGUAUGUUAAAUGUUUACAUCGAGAUGGCAAUGCCCUUGUUCAAACAGUUGUAGAAUCCGUGUACAAUAAGCUUUUGCCACAGUUUGGAUCCCAGUUAACAAUACAGAAGUGCUUAAAAAGUGGGUGCACAAUUCUUUCUGAAGAAAUAGCUGACUUGGUAUUAAGAGAGAUUUCAAGGAAUCAAUUGCAGAACUUUUUUUCUGGAGAAUUAACACCUCACCAAUGUGCUGAAGCAGACAAUGUUGUUGAAGAUAUGCUUAGAGACCUCACCGAACCCUCGGAUCAUACAAACCCCAUAACAUCAGAUAUUAGUGAAUUAUCUUCUCUCAUCAUAGAAAAACUUUCAGCUAAACUUUUACAUAAACUUCUAUCCAUAUUUCCCAUUGUGGACUUGGAUGCACAAAAUAUUUCUUCAGUGAAGGAUGUAACUUCCACAAUUAUGAAUUCACUGCAAGUGCUCCUUUCAAAAAAUCAGAUAAAUACUAGUGAAAAUGUCAAUGAACCAGAUUCUUUACAAGAAGAAGACAGCAAAGCUACUGGAGAGGUCAAUUCUGUUUAUACACGCAUUUUGAAACAAUCUGACUCUGAUGUUUCUAUUCACAAAGAUCUAACAAACAAGAAUGAAGUUUUAGCUAAUAAAAUAGCUUUAAUGGUAAGUGAUACUUCUAAACAUGAAUUUCAACCUGUUUUGGAGGAAGAGUCACCACCCAGUUCACCUUUAAUGCUGGAGGCUGUCAGUAUUAUUGAAAAGAUUCUUACCAAUACAGAGAUGCCAAAACAUCCCUCGGCAUCACAUAUCCCUGUGUUACCAGUGAUGUUUGUGGAAGAAAUAUUAAGUAGAUUCUUGUCUAAAAUCUUAAAGUCAACUCAUAGCAGAAGCCCAGAAAAAAGAAGUUUAUCAAAGACUGAAGUGAAUGAAGUUACUGGGAAGCUGAAACAGUCCAUGGAAAACCUAAUGUCCAAAAAUAAAAUCAGUCUUGUGGAAGCAGCAGGUGAUAUGGCAAAUCCGGAACACAAUGAGACUCUAAAUCAAGUGGCUCAUGCUAUUUACAAUAAUGUCCUGCAAAAAUCUGGAUCUCAGCAAGACUUUUAUGAUAGUGUAACAAGUUCCAGAACAAAUUUUCCUCAACAAGUAGCUAGUAUAAUAAUUAACGAAAUCUCUAAUUGCCAUCUAGCACUUGCUUUUAAAGACAAUCCACCGAUGGUCAGCCAAAGCGCUAUAGCACUUGAUAGAAUUGUUGACAGAGUCCAUGCACAAGUUUCCCUUCAAACAGUGCCUGCACCAGAAUGUUCAAUCAGAGAUGAAAAUGCAAAUGAGCAACCAACAGAAACCAGGCUACCCAUUAAAAUAAUCCCUUAUAUUGGAAAUAAAGCAUUACAAAUAGAUCCGGACAUCGUGUCAGAACAUUUAGCAGUUAUUUCCAUAAAAACAGAGCCUCUUGAGGAGCUGAAAAAAGCAUGCUUCGCUUACACUGGACUGAGUAUAGAAGACCUGAGAAGAGUCUCAGUGGCUGGGAAGAGUCCUGCAGCUGAAACUAGUGGAGCUGAAGAAAAGAGAAAAAGAGAAAGACGUCCCUCUCUGGAUGUAUCAGGACGGCUGGAUGUAAAACCAAAGGAGCCUGUCAGCAGAAAUUCAUUCUGGGACAUGUUAAAGCCUGACAUAGCUAAAGUGGAGCUUUUAAAAGAUGUAGAGAACCAGCAGGACCUUAUCAUGCGACUAGUAACCCAUGAUAUUGAGGCAAAGGUGAAGCAGCAAGAGGAGGAGGAAGAGGCAGCUUUUGAAAAAAUUUUAAAAGUAGAAUCCUCUUUGAUUUUUGAGAGCCAAUCACCCCCAGAUACAGCAGGGAGAGAGGACAUGGCGUCUGCUUGUCCAUUGGAGAAGCAGAAAUAUGAGAGUGAAGCUUCAUUGCCAGAAGUCAGGCCAACCACUAGCAGCCAGAAGAAAUUUCUGUCUUUGAGCAAGUGUUGCCAAGCUUUAUCAAACUCGAUUCCUGAUGAUAUUGAAGAUAUCGUCAGAGAAAUAAAAGAUGACCAGGAUAAUCUGAGCCUUCUCCCUUCGGCUAGUACACAGGAUAAUUUAUUUGCUCCAUCAUCAACCGGGAAAGAGGCUCAAUACGAGCGUGCUCCUCCUGGGCACCGCAAACGGCCGCAGUGCCGGCAGUGCGCGCCUCCUGGGCACCGCAAACGGCCACGGUGCCGGCAGCGCGCUGCUCCUCAGCACCACAAACGGCCACGCUGCCGGCAGUGCAUGCCUCCUGGGCACCGCAAACGGCCGCGCUGCCAGCAGUGCAUGCCUCCUGGGCAUAGCAAAAGGCUGUGGUGCCGGCAGCGUGCUGCUCCUCAGCACUGCAAACGGCCGCGGUGCUGGCAAUGCAUGCCUCCUGGGCACCGCAAACGGCCUGGUGCCGGCAGCGCGCGCCUCUUGGGCACCGCAAACGGCUACGGUGCUGGCAGUGCGUGCCUCCUGGGCACCGCAAACGGCCGCGGCGCCGGCAGCAUGCGCCUUCUGGGCACCGCAAAUGGCCGUGGUGCCGGCAGCAUGCCUCUCCUCGUCACCAAAAACAGCUGUGGUGCCGGCAGCACAAUGCUCCUUGGCACCAAAAACAGCCAUGAUGCCACCAGUGCAAUCCUCCCCUGCAAGGAGAAGAACGUUGGCACCGAGAUUAUCUUCCCCCCGGGCACCAGUAGCAGACCCCCUGCAGGGCACCUCCAAGCAGCCUGCAGCACUACUGUCACUUGCACUUUCUCCUGCUAA
Molecule: messenger RNA, 3987 nt
Organism: Gopherus evgoodei (Goodes thornscrub tortoise)
Lineage: Eukaryota; Metazoa; Chordata; Testudines; Testudinidae
Product: fibrous sheath-interacting protein 2-like
Exons: 4
Coding region: 1-3987 (1328 amino acids)
Source: RefSeq, a predicted model, not a curated record